Messenger RNA from Naegleria lovaniensis, 3135 nucleotides. RefSeq lists its product as uncharacterized. Gene Ontology annotation, biological process: uracil catabolic process; thymine catabolic process. Gene Ontology annotation, molecular function: uracil binding; dihydropyrimidine dehydrogenase (NADP+) activity; NADP binding. Bases 1 to 3135 code for a protein of 1044 amino acids. The transcript has 4 exons. The record is from RefSeq and is a predicted model, not a curated record. Gene Ontology annotation, cellular component: cytoplasm; cytosol. NCBI's taxonomy places the organism in Eukaryota, Heterolobosea, Eutetramitea, Acrasida, Naegleriidae.
AUGGCUUCAACUACUGAUCAUUCCUUCAUUGCUCUAGGACAUGAAGAUAUUGAGAAUUUGGCACUCAAUCCAAAGGUUCAUAAAUAUGCAUCACUCCGUCCCAGUGUAGAAACUGAAAAACUCAAACAGCACUACAAGAGAAAUAUCCCAUUGAACCCAAAACAAUUGAAGGGAGAUUUUAGAGAUAACAAGCAUUCUACUCUCACUGAGAGAGGCGCAUUAUUCGAGGCCAAUAGAUGUUUGAAAUGUGCUGAUGCACCAUGCCAAUCAUCAUGCCCAACAUCUCUUGAUAUCAAGGGAUUUAUCAGUUGUAUUUCUACCGGAAAUUAUUACGGAGCUGCUAAAAUGAUUUUUAGUGAUAAUCCAUUGGGUCUUUCAUGUGGUAUGGUUUGUCCUGUGAGUAAUUUGUGUGCAGGAAGUUGUAAUUUGGCAGCCACGGAAGAAGGCCCAAUUAACAUCAAUGGCUUGCAAGCUUUUGCCACUGAUGUUUUCAGAAAGAUGAAAUUGAAGCAAAUUAGAGAUCCUCAAGCUCCUGCUCUCGAAUCCUUGCCAAAAUCUUAUCAAACUAAAAUUGCACUUGUUGGCGCUGGUCCUGCAAGCAUUUCGUGUGCUACGUUUUUAGCAAGAAUGGGCUACCAAAAUAUUACCAUCUUUGAGAAGAAUGCAUAUGCUGGUGGCUUGAGCUCUUCUGAAAUUCCACAGAACCGUCUUCCGUAUGAAGCAGUUGAAUUUGAAAUCAACUUGAUGAAGGACUUGGGUGUCAAGGUUGAAUACAACAAGGAAUUAGGAAGAGAUUUCACUGUUGAAUCUCUCAAACAGGAUGGCUAUGAAGUUAUUUUCUUGGGUAUUGGUCUUCCAGAUCCAAACAAGGAAAGCAUUUUUGAUGGUCUCACUCCAGAACAAGGUUUCUAUACCUCUAAGGAUCUCUUGCCAGCAGUUAUGGAUGCUACAAAAGAUGGUAUGUGUGGAUGUAAGGCUGGAACUAAGCCAUUACCCAAAUUGUACGGAAAGGUUGUCAUUCUUGGUAUUGGUGAUACUGCUCUCGAUGUGUAUGGAAGUAGUAUUAGAUGCGGUGCUGACAGGGCAACUUUGGUGUUCCGUCGUGGUUUCAGUGAGAUGAGAUGUGUCGAGGAAGAAUUUGAACCUGCCAAGAAGGAAAAGUGUGAAUUGCUUCCAAAUUGUUUGCCAAAACAAAUAAUUUUGAAGGAUGGUAGAAUUUCUGCCAUUGAACUGUACAAAACUGAAAUUGAUUCAAAUGGAAAGGUCGUUAUCGAUGAAGAUCAAUUCAUUAGACUCAAAUGUGAUUUUGUCGUUUCUGCUUUUGGUUGUACUCUCCACAGUGAAAAUAUCAUCAAAUCGUUGAGCCCAGUUGCUGUUAACUCGUAUGGAAGAGUGAAUGUCAAUCAUGCUACAAUGGAAACUUUGGUUAAAGGAAUUUUUGCUGGAGGUGACCUUGUUGGUUCUGGUAUGACUGUCGAGGCAAGCAAUGAUGGUAAAACAGCAUCCUGGUACAUUCACAAAUAUAUUCAAGAAGAAUUGCACAAGUGUACAAAACUUCCAGACGUUCCACAACUUCCAAAAUUCUUUACAGAAAUUGAUAAGGUUGAUUUAUCUGUUGAGGUGUGUGGUGUGAAAUUUGAGAAUCCAUAUGGACUUGCUAGUGCUCCUCCAUGUACUACUGCUGACAUGAUUGAUCGUGCAUUUGAUGCUGGUUGGGGUUUCGCCGUAACCAAGACAUUUGGUCUCGAUAAGGAUCUUGUCACUAACGUUUCUCCAAGAAUUGUUCGUGGCUCAUUGGCACCCAAUAAGGGACCUCACCAAUCUGCAUUUUUGAACAUUGAAUUGAUUUCUGAAAAGUCCGCUAGUUAUUGGUGUACUGCUAUCAGCGAAUUGAAGCGAAAGCAUCCAACAAAGGUUGUCAUUGCAUCCAUUAUGGCUGCUUUCAAGAAGGAAGAUUGGCAAUUCCUCGCCAAGAAAUCUGAAGAAGCUGGAGCGGAUAUGAUUGAAUUGAAUUUGAGUUGUCCACACGGUAUGGGUGAACGAUCCAUGGGUUUAGCUUGUGGUCAAGAUCCAUAUCUUGUAUUGCACAUUUGUAAAUGGGUGAGAGCAGCAACCAAACUUCCAUUCUUUGCAAAAUUAACUCCAAACAUUACUGAUGUUGCUCAAAUUGCUGAAGCUGCUAAGGAGGGUGGAGCUGAUGGUGUUACCGCAACCAACACUGUUUCUGGCUUAAUGACUCUCAAGCCAGAUGCUACUGCUUGGCCAGCCGUUGGUGCUAACAAGAGAACUACGUAUGGAGGUGUGAGUGGUAAUGCCAUUCGACCAAUUGCUCUCAAAGCAGUUUCCAAAGUUGCUAAAAAGUAUCCUAAAUUCCCAAUUCUCGCUACUGGUGGUUGUGAUUCAGCUGAUGUUGCUCUUCAAUUUAUUCAUGCUGGAGCUUCUGUUGUUCAAAUUUGUUCAUCCGUACAAAAUCAAGAUUUUACAGUCAUUGAAGAUUACAUUAGUGGGCUCAAGGCUCUCAUGUACAUCAAUGCUCAUCCUGCAUUCAAGGGAUGGAUUGGUCAAUCUCCACCUGCUGAGAAACUAGAGAAACAACCUUCACUUGGUUUACCUAGAUUUGGACCCUAUGAAUUGAAGAGAAGAGAAAUGACUGUCAAGACCAUCUCUGAAAAUGGAAUUUUAACAGAUCGUGCUGAAAGUACUGGAACUCCAAAAGAAAUUGAACAAGUUAUUAAGGUACCAUCCAUCAAUUCAAUCAUUGGAAAGGCUGUUGAGAGAAUUGGUGCUUGGGGAGAAUUGGAUCCAAAAUUUGAUCAUCAUGUUAUUGCCGUGGUUAAUGACGACUUGUGUAUUAACUGUGGUAAAUGUUACAUGACAUGUAAUGACAGUGGCUAUCAAGCAAUUAGUUUCGAUAAGGAUACUCACCUUCCAAAGGUUAGUGAAGAGGAUUGUACUGGAUGUACUUUGUGUCAUUCCGUGUGUCCUGUCAAUGAUUGUAUUGAAAUGGUUCCAAGAAAGUCUCCAUACAUCUCAAAGAGAGGAAUUACACCAGGAGAAUUCUCUUCUGAAAAUGUUUUGAAAUUUGCAAUGACCUUUGACUCUCAAGGAUCUGUUGCUCAUGACCUUCACGAAUAA